Phialemonium atrogriseum is the source of this 1899-nucleotide messenger RNA. RefSeq lists its product as uncharacterized. Gene Ontology annotation, molecular function: agmatine deiminase activity; protein-arginine deiminase activity. Gene Ontology annotation, biological process: putrescine biosynthetic process. The transcript has 2 exons. The coding region runs from base 270 to 1421 and encodes 383 amino acids. The record is from RefSeq and is a predicted model, not a curated record. Lineage: Eukaryota; Fungi; Ascomycota; Sordariomycetes; Cephalothecales; Cephalothecaceae.
GUUCACAGUGACUGAGAGUGGGGGGAGACAGAGUCAGAGAGAAAAAUGUUUUUGAGAUGUAUCCACUAACAAUCUCUCGUGGCUUUCCCCCCGAGUAUUAUUAAGGAGUGACCUAGAGAAGUUAGUGACCUGGGUAACUCGUGCGAGCGUUUUUUCUUCCACCACUUGGAAAAAUAUGACGUCUUCGUCAGCUGAUUGCUCAUCAAGAUCUUUUCCAGGCCAGCAUACAGUCUUUUGAUCCCUCAAGUGUCGUACCAAAACAGCUGAGGAUGUCCAAACUUCCAUCAUUCUUCAUGCCAGCUGAAUGGGCUCCGCAUGCACGCACAAUUCUAGCAUGGCCGAGCCUGAGAAAUCCCACCUUCUUGACCUCCCAGUCCAUAGCAGCUGCGACAGACGAAAUAUCAUCUAUCGCAGAGGCAGUGGCACAGUUCGAGCCUGUCACCCUCAUUGUCAGCAGAGAGCGUCUUUUUGCGGCUCAGGAGAGAUUCAGAAACGUCUCCUGCAAGCACAAAGUCCAAUUACAUCCCGUCGCCGGCAAUGGGCUGAACAUCUGGAUGAGAGACAUUGCACCCACAUUCGUGGUCAGCAGCCAAAGACCCGGAAAUUCGAGCGAGCAGGUGCCCCAGAACAGUCCCCUGCUGCGCGGUGUUGACUUCAACUUCAACGGUUGGGGAAAUCGACAUCCAACCGAGACAUGCUCCGCCUUAGCCCAGAUGUUGCUCCACGACACCCAUACAGAACGAAUCCGGGCUAGCAUCGUCACAGAAGGAGGUGCGCUUGAAGUUGACGGGGAAGGCACCCUACUAGCCACCGAGAGCUCGAUGAUAAACGAGAACCGGAAUCCAGGCAAGACACGCGAGGACAUCGAGACCGAGCUCCGGCAUCAACUUGGCAUCUCCAAAAUCGUCUGGGUUCCUGGCAUCAGAGACGCUGAAAGCACCGACUGCCACAUAGAUGCUCUGGUGCGGUUCGCACGGCCCGGAUUUGUGCUCCUCAGUCGACCGACUGGCGUGCGAGAGGGGAUCUGGAUGCGCGUCUACGAAGAGACUCGAGAUAUUCUUCGCCGGUCGCGUGAUGCCAGGGGGCGGCCUAUCGAGAUUAUUGACAUUCCGGAGCCCGACCUAAGCCGGCUAGACCUCGGUCAUGAUGUGUUGGCGACUGUGGAAAACGCGGAUCCCUUGUCGCCAGUGAUGAGUUAUGUCAACUAUUACCUUCCAAAUGAUGGGGUAGUUGUCCCUCAAUUUGGGGAUGAGGAGGCCGAUGAUGCUGCUGCAGAGAUCCUACAAAGCGUGUUUGGUCCUACCAGGCAAAUCGUGCGGGUUUACAUCAAGGAGUUGCCAAUGCAGGGCGGGGGGAUUCAUUGUGCUACACAGCAGGUUCCUUUCCACGGGUUAGAGGGGGUGAAGGACGGGACAUUGUAAAAGUGACAGUUGACUUCACUCAAUGUCACUAUGCAGCUGCGAAGUCAUAAAUGAUUAGACAUUAUGCGUGCCAAACUUGGCAUCGGCGAUGCUCUCCACGCGGGCGUAUAUGUUUUUGAAGUAUAGCUUCUUGAGAAUGCUCGCUUCAGCCGAUCGGCCAUGUCUUCGGGAUCGAGUCGACCUUGUUGAGCAGUGUGGACAGUUCUGUGCGUAUCUCCUCCAACUUAGAAUCGCCCAUCGAUAUCUCAUCGACCACUUCCUUCUAGAGUCGCGCUCGAUCGCCUGGUGAACUCCCAUAAGCUCUUCCGUACUCUCCAAGGACAAACCGAGUCCUCCUUCUUCCCUCGCAGCAAGCUUAGAGUUGGCAGACGACUGUUCUUCACUAUGUACCCCUCAGUGUGAUGUGAGGGAAUGGUGGACAGUCAGAUUGUCUUACUUGAGGUGAGUGACAGCUGCAAAAGCACUUCCAGGAGGAGAG